CCACUAACCUGAGAAAAUGUCGAACAACCCGACAAUGCCAUGGCCAUGGAACACCAAUCCGUCUCUACUGGCUCAGUACCAGACGUCUCCGCACAAGAUGGCAGCGGUACCUUCAGGUUUAAGACCAGAGAUUAAGGAUAACGCGGAUGGGUCGAUCCGGGUCGAGUACAGUCCUGUGGCAGGGGGACGACACGAGGUGCAGAUGUGUUACGAGGGAAGCGCCGUAGAGGGUAGUCCAUUCUCCUGUCUCGUCGACAAGGUUGAUGGAGGUUAUGUGACGGCUUUCGGUGGCGGUUUGGACGGAGGAAUGAGUGGACAGAUGACCACCUUUACCAUCACUGCUAAGGCUGGAACCUUAAAGGACGUAUCUAUUGCAAUUGAAGGACCAACAAAGACUGAUUUUAAGCGGAAGGAUAAUUCAGAUAGGUGUGAUGUGUCCUUCAUGCCAAUGACGCCUGGAUUAUAUAACAUUGUAAUCAAAUACAAAGGAAAGGAGAUCAAGGGUUCACCGUUCCAGUCUAAAGUUUCAGGUGAAGGACGUAAACGCUCUCAGCUAUCCCUAGCCAACAGCAGUGAUUACUCUCUCGAUGUCCUGGAACCAGAUAUCGUGGACUUAGCUGGCCAUCUGAAAACACCUAGUGGCGCCACAGAGCCUAUUAUCCUCAAGAAACUUGCCGAUGGACACUUAGGCCUUGCCUCAUUUACGCCUCAUCAAAAGGGAGAAUACAGAGUACAGGUAUACAGGAAUGAGAAACACAUCAAAGGAAGUCCCUUCUCUAUCAAUGUUGGUGAUGGCGAGAUCGCUCACGCAUCAAAGGUCAAAGUAUCUGGACCAACUACAGAGGCCCUGGCCAAUCAGUCCAACGUACUCAAAAUCGACACAAGCACUGCAGGUUACGGUGGACUCAGCAUGGUGAUAGAAGGACCUCACAGAUCAGAGAUUGACUGUGUUGCCUCCGAAAACCGCCAGUACGAGAUCCACUACAGCCCCCAUGAGCCUGGCAUCUACAUCCUCAACAUCCGCUUCGCCGACGAACACGUUAUAGGAAGCCCAUUCCUGCUCAAUGUGGUUGGUGAUCCAUCAGGACGUAUCCGUGAAACUAUCACCAAGCAAAUGGUACAAGCGGAACCGGUGAAAAAGGGAGACCACUGUGAAUUCCUGUUGAAGAUCCCAGGUACGAACCCGUUCGACAUGGAGGCUUCCGUUACUGACGGAGACGGUUGUACCGAAUUGUGCGAGAUUAUGGACGAGGACGAUUACCACUACAGAAUGAAUUUCACCCCUCAGAUGACAGGCACUCACAUUCUUAGUAUCAAACACAAGGGCAUGCAUAUCUCAGGUAGUCCUUUCAUUUACUCCGUCGGGCAGCUAUCGUCAGGCGGUAGCCACAAGGUCCAAGUAGGAGGUCCGGGCGUUGAGCGAGGAGAGGUCACCGUCAGCAACGAUUUCAACAUCUACACACGUGAAGCAGGAGCUGGUGAACUCUGUGUUUCUUUGGAGGGGCCAUGUAACGCCAACAUCAAACUAGAGGAGCGCCCUCACGGGUUCUUGGGAAUUUCAUAUUUCGUCAAAAAACCAGGAAUGUAUGGUAUUCACGUGAAGUUUAAUGACGAACAUAUCCCCAGCUCUCCGUUUAUGGUGAACAUUGCACCCGAUAGUGGGGCCACCCGCAAAGUCACGGUGCAUGCGCUCAAGGACAGGGGCCUGUCGGUUGAUAAACCUGCCACCUUCACUGUCUCCUUCAACGGGGCCACUGGGUCAAUUCAUUCCUGCGUAAGGACUCCCUCGGGGGCCCACGAGGACUGUUUCCUGCAGGAGAUGGACACAGGUUUGUACGCGGUCCGGUUCAUCCCUAAGGAAAACGGUGUCCACUACGUGGAUGUGAAACUCAACGACCACCAUAUCCCUGACAGUCCCUUCGCCUUGAUGGUCGGGUCUACCGCGGCCGAUCCCGCUAUGUUACACGCCCACGGAGAGGGCUUAGAAACCGGCAAAUGUGGUACGAAGAACAAGUUCGUAGUAAGAACGGUGGGAUCUGGAUCUGGAUUCUUAGCGGUGUACAUCGAUGGUCCUUCCAAGGCGGCACUCAGCUGUAAGGAAGUUGACGAAGGAUACGAGUUCAGUUACUCGCCGUUCGCUCCAGGAAAAUACCUCAUCAAUAUUAAGUACAGCAACAUCGCCAUCGCCGGAAGUCCUUACGCUGCUGUUAUUACAGCGUCUGGGGGCUCAGGAUCUGGACGAAAACCACUCCAGGUAAAUGAACAGACGUCAAUGGUAGUGGAAACAAUGGAAAAGAAACAUGGUGGUAAAUCAGUAAAGCGCAUGCGUGGAGACGCCAGCAAAGUGCAAGCCAGAGGCGCUGGUUUGAAGAAAAUACGAACGAACCAGGUGCAGACCUUCUCCAUCGACACCAAAGAAGCUGGUAGCGCUAUGCUGUUCGUCGCUAUGUGUGAUCCCAAGGGUAUUCCUGAACCCGAGCUCACUGUGAAGAAGAAUGGUCCUACGCAAUUCACAGUCAGCUACAAAUGUCACGAAAUAGGGGAGCACACACUCAUGGUGAAAUGGGGUGAUGAGGAUAUUCCUGGCAGCCCCUUCAUUCUCUCUACAUAGAUACACCACAACUCAAAUCAGAUGUACCAUAAUUUCUAUGCAAUGUUUGCCGACUCUUCCUGCACGAGUAGAGGGAACGUUAUGGGUUUCUAAACACUUAUUUUUGAUAUUGUGUAUACGCUUGUACGCGUUGGAGUUUGUUAAAGAGUGAUAUUCCUGACCCGGACCGCCCUUAAGUCGUAGGCAACCAUCCUCCGCCACCACACUUGUACUCAAAUGUGCUCCAAAUAAGUUCAGGUUUUUAUUUAUUUCAUAGUAAUAUAUAUUUCGUUCAUUGUUUGCUAAUUUAUUAUUCAUUAAUAUAUGACGAUGUCGAAUUUUUAGUUUGUUUUAAUAUUAAAAUAUUUCUCUAUAUGUUUUUUAGACUGUACAUGUAGGCUGGUUAUUAAUACUUGCGGUAGAAAAACAAUGUUAGUACAAUCAUAUUUCGAAUCUGAGAAAAAUUGCUGAAAUUUUCACAAUUAUAAAUAUAUUUUAGUUGAUGCCAACAUAUUCACUGAGACAUUCGACUUCGUAUGGAUUGUUGAAAUAAACAAGAUGUUUAGAUCAUUACAUACA
This is a messenger RNA of Mizuhopecten yessoensis (Yesso scallop), 3169 nucleotides long. Its product is annotated as filamin-A-like. Gene Ontology annotation, molecular function: actin filament binding. The record is from RefSeq and is a predicted model, not a curated record. The coding region runs from base 17 to 2611 and encodes 864 amino acids. Gene Ontology annotation, biological process: actin cytoskeleton organization. The transcript is spliced from 17 exons. NCBI's taxonomy places the organism in Eukaryota, Metazoa, Mollusca, Bivalvia, Pectinida, Pectinidae.